AAUUAUCACAAGAGAUCAAAUUAUCAAAAAAGGUUGUUUCUUUAUAUUAACUGCAAUAAAUGAUUAAAAAGUUUCAAAAUAUGAACUAUAAACGUUUCUCUGAAAGCGAAAUUAGUGAUAAAAUAGAUUAGAUCUAAACUAUUUAACAUGAAGAAAGCUUAGUUUUACAUUCUGAUAAAUUAAUAUGGAGUAGAUGUGUUUAUUUUUAAGAAGGUCAAUUUGUUGUCGGAUUAUCUGAUGGCUAAGUCUUAUUAGUGGACACUUUGAGCUCUACAUCAAAAACAGUUAAACUUUAAAACUCACCUUAAUUUAAAGUGAAAGAUAUUGCAUUUUUGUAAAAAAACUCGCUCAUGGUAACAUGUUAUAUAGAUGCUUAUAUCCACAUUUGGAGUUUAAAGAAUGAUGGUUAAUUAAUAAAAUAAUUACCCUAUAAAAGUUACAAUUCAGUUGCCAUUAAAGAUCGCUACUUAGCUUUUAUUUCAUCAGAUAUGUUAAAUGAAAUAAUUAUUUUAGAUUCUCAUAAAUUCUUUAGUAUUGUGUAAAAAAUAUAGGCGCCAAUAUUUUUUAAUGGUUAACUUAAUUCAAUCAGAUUCAUUAACAGCUUUCACCCAUGUUCUAACUUGUUUGCAUUCGUAGAUAGACUAUAUUUCUAUGUUUAUGAUUUCUAUACAAAACAUUAUGUUAAGAUAAUAAACCUAAAAGCAUAUGGAAGCCCAUAUAAAAUUAAGACUUACAAAAAAGAUAAUUUUUAUUAUGCAGCUGUCUUAUUUAUGUCUGAAAAAUUUAUAGUAAUAGAUAUCAUUAAAGGAGAAAUUAUUUAUAAAAGCAAAAUCUUAGAAAGUAGCUAUGACUCAACAGUUCUCUGCUGUGAGUUCGUAAAUAGGACAAAUAUUAUUAUGGGAUUUAGUGAUUUGAGAGCAUAUAUUAUCAAUUUUAUAACUGAUUAAAUUUAAAUGAUAAACAAUGAUGAUGGUUUUGUAGGGGCGUUUGUUUAUAAAAAUAAGCUUUUUACAACUGCUGAUAAGACAAACAAACUACACACUUACAUUUUAAAUUGAAUCUAUUGAUUUUCUAUUUCAACUUUUUAACAUUUAAAACUUUUUAAAUACACAAUGAUGAA
This is a messenger RNA of Tetrahymena thermophila SB210, 1120 nucleotides long. RefSeq lists its product as hypothetical. Gene Ontology annotation, molecular function: protein binding. The transcript has a single exon. NCBI's taxonomy places the organism in Eukaryota, Ciliophora, Oligohymenophorea, Hymenostomatida, Tetrahymenidae. The record is from RefSeq and is a predicted model, not a curated record.